Molecule: messenger RNA, 2754 nt
Organism: Eurytemora carolleeae
Lineage: Eukaryota; Metazoa; Arthropoda; Copepoda; Calanoida; Temoridae
Gene: Atg16
Product: autophagy-related protein 16-1
Exons: 8
Coding region: 556-2208 (550 amino acids)
Biological process (GO): autophagosome assembly
Cellular component (GO): autophagosome membrane
Molecular function (GO): protein binding
Source: RefSeq, a predicted model, not a curated record
AUUCAGCCGGAUGAGAGACCUGAGUUCCAUCCUAACAAGACAACUUUACAAUGGUUUCAUCAAGACUAUCCUAGGGUUCGGAGAGAGGUAAAAAUGUAUGAAUGUACAAUACGACCUGGAGAAGUGAUUUAUUUCCCGGAUAAGUGGUGGCAUGCAACUUUAAACUUGGAUACAGCCGUGUUCAUCUCAACCUUCCUCAGUCCGUAGAAACCUUUUAGUAUUCUUAACAAAUUUACAUUCUGCAUUUAGUUCAAUUAUUUUUAUUUAUUUUAUGGUUUUCAAGAAUUAUUAUUCAACCUACAGUUAAAGUAUGAUGUCCUGCAGCCUAUGUUACUGCUAUUUUUAGGAAAGUUAUAUGUACAUUGUACGUGAUGUCACGUAAAGAAAAUUGAAAAUAUUAUUUUGUAUUUUUUACAAAAGAUCUCAAUCUCACUUUUUACUUUUUAUGUGCAAUAUUUAAUAUCGUUAUCAACUGAAAAUAUUAAGUUUGUGAUAAAGUAGUUUUCAUGUAUCUGUUUUUUGUGUUUUAAGUUUUAUUUUUUAUUUUUAGAGAAAAUGUCCGGAGGGUGGAGGGAGGAUAUUUUGUUCAAGUUGAAGCGGAGAACGAAUGAGCAGGUUUCUCCGUUUCAGAACUUAAUCCUUAUCCAAACUAAACUAAUAGAACGAAAUUCCAUCCUGGAGGAGGAGAACACCUCACUCAGUACUCUAGCAGAGAAUCUCAAGCUGGAGAACCGACAACUAGAAGCUUCUAUUCAUAGUAGAGCUGCAGUAUCUCAAGCAGCUGAUAGUGUCACAGUUAACGAGCUUCAUCAGAAACUGUUUCGUCUACAAGAAGAGCUUACAGAGAUGCACAGACGGAAAGGAGAAAAUGCGCAGCAGGUAAUUGACCUCUCCGCGGCCUUAAAACUCUCAGAUAAGGAGAUUUCAACGAAAAAUUUAGCAAUAGAAUCCUUAGAAGCCGAGAUGAUGAUACUAAAACAAGAUUUAACCAACUUCCAAUCUAGUCUGCAGGAAUUAGAAAGUACAAACCAGUUGUUAAAGGACGAGUAUCAAGCGUUGCAGUUGGCGUUAACAACAGCAGAGACUAGUCUCAGCUCGGUUAAGAGAGAAAACGAUACCUUGGUCGUUCAACUUAUGGCUCUUAAGGCAAAGGACGCGGAUCGGAUGAAUCUAGAGAACGAUUUAUUUAUGUUGAAAAAGCAGCAAUUAAUGCAGUUGGAACUAGCAGAGGCAGCUAGUGAGUUCAGACAUAUACCGGAGACGGCGAAUCAGGGAAUUACAACAUUUCGAACAGUUACUGGAGUGACUGUUCCAACUAAAGCAGCGUUUAAGUUUGAAGCCCAUGAGGGUGAAGUGAUGUGUGUUCAGUGGGACUUCGGGGGCAGAUACUUCGCUACUGCAGGAACAGAUCGGAAAAUCAAGGUUUGGGAGAUAGAGAGGUUACAACAAGCGGAGUGUAAAGCCAUCCUUACUGGUAGUAAUGCAGCUGUUAUGGGAGUAGAUUUUGAUCUCAACGGAACUAUGGUACUUGGAGCUAGUAAUGAUUAUGCCACUAGAGUUUGGACGAUCGACGAUUGCCGUCUUAGACACACGUUGACUGGACACUCGAACAAAGUUUUAUCCGCCAAAUUUUUCGGCGACGCUACACGUGUUGUGAGUGGAAGCCAUGAUAGAACAUUAAAGAUCUGGGAUUUGCGAAGUAAAGCUUGCAUCUCAACUAAAUUUGCAGGAUCGUCGUGCAACGACGUCGUGACGACAGAAAUGUCUGUGAUCAGCGGUCAUUUUGACAAGAAAGUCAGAUUUUGGGACAUACGGUCUUCCUCCGAACCCUUGCAUGAAGUUAUUGUCGGUGGGAAAGUGACAAGUCUAGAUCUCACUAAGGAUAAAAACUAUCUGGGGAUCUGCUCCCGAGAUGAUAAGCUGAGUAUAGUAGAUCUCCGAACCAACGGUGUGGUCGGAACGUAUAGUGGAGAGGAGUUCCAUGUUGGUUGCGACUGGAGCAGAAUUAGUUUUAGUCCUGACGGACAAUAUAUCUCUGCUGGAACAGGUGAAGGAAACCUUUAUGUUUGGAACGUGUGUACGGGCGUUGUGGAGAAGGUUCUACGCGGACAUUCUUCAGGAAUCUACGCAGUUUCUUGGCACCCGACUGGACUAAAUAUUCUUUCCGUAGAUAAAUCUAAAACAUGCUAUGUUUGGUCAGAUAUGUAAACUUUUCAAAUUAAUCAAUGCUUCCUUGGAUGUACUUAGAAUUUCAAUCUACGUGUUAACAAAAUAAUAUUGAUAUUCUUUUACAGUAAAGCUUAGUGUUAAAUAUUUUUAGAAGAAGAAAAACGGCAGGAAAUAAAAAAAAUGUAUUUACAUCAUUCAUUUAUAUCACGUUUGUAUCACACGCUCUAAUUUUCAGCCAUGAUUUAUAAUGCUUAUUAAUCAAAAGAAUACAGCUCUUUAAAUGAAAUAUCAAAAUAAUCUAUAAAAGGAGUUCUAGUCCCGCUUAUUCUGUGAUAUUCCUUAGUUUCAGCGCGCAAACCCUUAUUUACUUAGGUUUUCGGACCUAAACAUAAUUUCAUAGUUUUUUUCAUAUGUAUGGUAAACAUCUUGGAUUGAGAUUUGCUCAAUUUUUUCGAAUAUUCCAUCACAUUUAUUCUAAAUUCAUUAAAAAUGGAUUUUAUGUGAAUUUUGAGAAGCUAUGGCGAGAAAUUGUGAUAUUUUAAUUAUAUUUUGUUGGUUGCUAAAGUAAAAUAAUCUAUGUUUUAA